Molecule: messenger RNA, 2037 nt
Organism: Cajanus cajan (pigeon pea)
Lineage: Eukaryota; Viridiplantae; Streptophyta; Magnoliopsida; Fabales; Fabaceae
Product: E3 ubiquitin-protein ligase RGLG4
Biological process (GO): protein ubiquitination
Cellular component (GO): nucleus
Molecular function (GO): ubiquitin-protein transferase activity
Source: RefSeq, a predicted model, not a curated record
UAUUCUUCCUUCUCCUCGUGUUCCACCCUCAUAUUUUUCUAUUUCAUAGUCCCUACCCUACCCACCAACAACUCUUUCACUUUUCAACUUUUUUUUCUUUCCUUUUUUGUUUGCUUUCAAUAUUUAAUGUUACAUGUCCUUAAUUUCGGAAAAACCCUUGUUGGAUAUCUUACAUGGGAAACUCACAUCCUAAAAACCGUGACCCUCCUCAGUUUUCCAGAAACCUUGUUGAAGAGAGGUUUCCCUCUCACAAAAGCAGAACCUUUUCAACGCCGCCACCGCCACCGCGAGAACCACCACCUAUGGCUUCUAAGAAUCUUCAUCAUGGUUCUGGCUCAGGGAAACAUUCUACAAAAGAGAAAUAUGCUCUGAUUCCUGAUAACUUCACUACCCUUGAACAGGUUACAACUGCCUUGAGGAACGAAGGUUUAGAAUCAUCAAAUCUCAUCCUUGGAAUUGAUUUUACCAAAAGCAAUGAAUGGACUGGAAGAAUCUCAUUCAAUAAUAGAAGCCUGCAUGCUAUUGGAGAUACACCUAACCCCUACGAGAAAGCCAUCUCCAUCAUUGGCAAGACUCUGGCUCCUUUUGAUGAAGACAACUUGAUUCCUUGUUUUGGAUUUGGUGAUGCCACCACUCAUGAUCAGGAAGUGUUUAGCUUUCACAGUGAUCAUUCAUCUUGCCAUGGUUUUGAGGAAGUCUUGGCUUGCUAUCAAAAAGUUGUUCCAAACUUGAGUCUUUCAGGACCAACAUCUUACGCUCCAGUGAUCGAGGCUGCAAUAGACAUAGUUGAGAAAAGUCAUGGCCAAUUCCAUGUGUUAGUUAUUGUUGCAGAUGGCCAGGUCACAACCAAUGCCGUCACUGGAGAUGGAGAACUCAGUCCACAAGAAGCAAGGACAAUCAAAGCAAUAGCAGAUGCAAGUUCAUACCCCCUUUCUAUUAUUCUGGUUGGAGUUGGUGACGGACCUUGGGAUGACAUGAAGAAGUUUGAUGACAAGAUACCGGCUCGUGAUUUCGACAAUUUUCAGUUUGUUAACUUCACUGAAAUAAUGUCCAAGAAAUCAAGCCCCUCUGAAAAAGAAGCUGCUUUUGCUCUGGCUGCUCUAAUGGAGAUACCUUUCCAAUACAAAGCAGUCAUUGAACUUGGACUACUUGGUCGUGCAACAGGAAGGGCAAAUAAAAUAGUUCCAAGACCUCCUCCAGCUCGUUAUGCCAGGCUUGUGCCUCCAGCUCGUGUUCUGAACAAUGUGCCAUCCUUCAUGGAUGAUGUGAGAAAUCAAACGGCAUGUGCUAUUUGUCUAACAAAUGCAAAGGAUUUGGCAUUUGGAUGUGGUCACAUGACUUGUAGAGACUGUGGAUCCAGGUUAACUAAUUGUCCGAUAUGUCGUCAGAGGAUCACCAAUCGUCUUAGGGUGUUUUCUGGCUGAUUGCAGAAUGGAAAAUCAUGUGCAAUGUAUAUUUUGACUAAGGCCCUGUUUGGAUAAAUUCCUCCUCCAAGUGUUUGUUUGGACUUUGGAUUGAAUUUCUCCCACAAAUUAAAAUCAACUUAUCACUUAAGCCUUUGGAGAAGUUUGAUGGGAGAACUUCUAAAAGGUUAAAGUGCAUAAGUUGAUUUUAACUUAAGAAAGAAACUUAAUUUACUUUACUUUUUAUGAAGUGUUUAUGGAGAAAUUUAUUUAAAUAGGGCUGAAAAGAUAACUGUCUUUUGUAUGUUUGAUGGUGUGGCUUUAAGAGCGCUCAAGAAUGACCAUGUUGCAUAGAAAAGGUGGUUUCGAAAUUCGAAUUGCAGGAUGGCUAGGAGUUGACCAUGAUGGCACAUGUAUAAUAUGUGUUUGAAUUUGAAGAAAUUUGUUUCAAUCGCUGCACAAUGUACAUAUUGUUUAUAUGCACUUAUGUUAAAAUUGUAUGUACUGUUAGAGGAUUGUGCUAGAUAUUCAUUGGAAUCCCAUAUUAGCUAUUAUAUUCUGUAAGUUAUGGACAUUGAGAAUUCUACGAUGUUGAGCUUUAGCAUAUAUAGCUAUUAAGAAGGCAUAGACUUGA